GACUGGGGCGCCGGCAGUCUUGACUUCUCUGCUGGAGCAGCGUCUGUACCACUCGGAUAAUACCAAGCUUACACAGUACCUGCAACGGGACAAUUUCAACAUGAAGUUCCUGCACCGUGUAUUUUUGCUCCUUCUGAUAUCAACACUAGCCCUGGAGUCAGAGGCAUGGUUCGAUAUGCCCGUUUCUACUCGUCCUCAUCCCACAGGCUGCAAGUCACGACAACCAUUCCCAGAACGCACCUACGUGAUGCCCUGUAGCAACUAUAAUACCUGUUUCGACUACUAUUGCAAUCCCGGGUGCGUUCGUGUCUCCGGUGAUACGAGAAGGUUCUGUAUAAAAACUAGUCGUGGUGAAUACUGGAGUGGGUACGACCUCAUCUGCGAGGGAUCAUGCUGCUCGGAGCCACCAUUGCUGACAGGCACCAUAAGUCAAUGUAAAUACCCCUAUACGGAAGGGGCGGUAGCUACCUACAGUUGCCCUUAUUGGCACACCCAAGUCUCCGGCAGUACCACCAAGACCUGCUCUAAAGGCGUCUGGACUGGGGAAGAUCUGGUCUGCAAACUUAAGGAUGAGCCAAAACCAGUCUGCCCUACGCCACCAAGCCCAGCAGCCAACACCACAAUGAAGGCCUGCACCGCAACAUCCAAUUUCACAAAUGGAGACUUUUGUCGGUACGAGUGCAGUCCCGGAUACGUUCGACUCAGCGGGAGUAACUACGGAAUCUGCUCUAAUGGAGUAUCAUGGACUGGACCCGACCUGGUCUGUGUGAGAGGCUGCCCACGACCACAGACAGAUCACUCCGUCAUGACGUACUGUGAAGGACCCUCAAAAGUGGGAGCGCGUUGCGCUUUCUGCUGCCGUCCUCUGUACUUAGAAGCCUACGUAAAAGGCAGCAGGUUGGUCAUAACCUGCUCUAAUAAUGGGACCUGGACUGGAAAACCCUUGGUCUGUAAGCGAGCGCCGGCUAAGCUUGAAUUUGCGACCAUGAAGGAUGAGGAAACGGUCAGGAGGUAUCUUAUUUUUCUUAUGAACGGAGGAGGAGUAUUUGUCCCAUAAAUCAGCCUCAUUACUCAAAACUGGGUACCUAAUGGUUGAAAUUAAUACACCAGAUUAAUAACCGAAAAUAAUAAUAAUUCUAGAUUCAUGGUUUAUUCAUACAUAUACAUACAUACAUGGACAUACUAAAACAACGUUGCAGCUUGUUAUACCUUGCUGUAAAACUGGCUGACUUAAGUUACUUGUAGUCUUAAAAUUAAAAAAAAACCUUAACAUAUAUACAGCAUAAUAAACUUAUUAAUAAUCGAUACAUACCAAGGCUAACAAUAGCAGUAAUCAACGUUACCAUAUAGUAAUAAUUUGACAUUAAAAACAGGCUAUAAAUCCGUAUGUAAGAGUGUGGACAAGUAUGGAAUAGCACUGUUUUUGUGCCUAUUAUAUCUGGCAAAAGGUAUGCUAAUCUCGAACCCUCGUUUUAAACCUCUGUUGUGAAGUAUAUUACGUGUAGCUGGUAACCAGCUUCGAAAAGUGGGUGAAUUAAACAUGGAUUUCGCAAACUUAAGACAUAGAAAUUCUCUUCUUGCUUUUAAGUGCAAAUAUUUAGCCUACAUAGAGCUUUAGCAUAACAAGUAUUGCGCAACAAUUGUACACCGUACAAAGCAUGGCAUCUACUAAUACAUUUUCCUUGUUUGAUGUAAUCAAGUCAACUUUUACAGAUGAAGUAUUACGUAUAUUCAUCUAGCUUAACAUUUAUAACAUAAGUUGAUGUUUCCAUAACUUGAAAAUAUGCUAUAGAUCUUUCAAUAUCAAUCUGUAGGCAUUUUUUUCAUUUUACAUUUGUAUUUUCUGUUAAAUGUCCACUUUAUACAUUGCCUAGAUUUUGAUGUCAUGUAAGCCCGCACAGGCGAAGCAUUGUAAGGUGACAAAGUCGUAAUAAAAA
Molecule: messenger RNA, 1937 nt
Organism: Branchiostoma floridae (Florida lancelet)
Lineage: Eukaryota; Metazoa; Chordata; Leptocardii; Amphioxiformes; Branchiostomatidae
Product: P-selectin-like
Exons: 7
Coding region: 101-1057 (318 amino acids)
Source: RefSeq, a predicted model, not a curated record